Molecule: messenger RNA, 1785 nt
Organism: Cloeon dipterum
Lineage: Eukaryota; Metazoa; Arthropoda; Insecta; Ephemeroptera; Baetidae
Exons: 6
Coding region: 124-1689 (521 amino acids)
Source: RefSeq, a predicted model, not a curated record
UUUGAAUCGUCUAAUGAUCGUCGGCCAUUUUUAUAAUUUUGUUUGUCCUUGAUGAUACUAUUCUUGUAUUCUUGGUAAAAAUUAUCUCGGGAAUUUUGACAGUAACUCUCACGUCUAUUCAGCAUGAGCGCCGAGCAACGAAUUGACGAUCAGUUGGUGGAGUUGACCACAGUCAGGCUCCAGAAUCUGAUGAGGAAGCAAAGGCUGGAGGUUCUGGCUCUUCAGUUCAUUGCCUCUAAUUUCCAACUCAAUGAAGAUUUAAACCUACCCUCUGAAAUUCGCGAGAAACUGUUGCAAAGGAUUUUGCAGUGGAAGUGUUUUGCUCCAAAAGGAAAUUUGGAGCAGUUUGGCAAGAUGAUGCAGGCGCUGCCACACCUGGUCGGCGAGAGGACCGUCUCGGUCGACUUUACAAACAUGUUCACCUUUUGCCCUAUUGAUGAAAUCAAGAGCUCGUUUAUUCAGGUCUGCGAGUUGUUGGCUCAAUUCGCGCCAAAAAUCGAAGAGCUGUCGAUGAAGAGUUCCCCGAAGCUCUUCAUUCAGAAUCUGCUGCGGCCGCUGACAAAAAUGCAGAAGCUGAAGAUUCUGCGGCUCGGAUGUUGUCACUUCGACCCUGAUGGAUUAAUAAAGCUUUCCAGAGCUUUGCCAAGCCUUUGGGUGUUGGGCGUCAAAUCCCUAGUUAUCAACAGGGAAAUUUCUGGCUGUGGAAACAACCUGCUUUCAAGUGCCCUGCAGCACCUGAGAGUGCUUGAAGACGACAAUUGGCGUAUCCGUCUCCUGUCGUUUUAUGCUAGGGUUGCCCCUCAGCUGGACUACACUGACGCCUCGCAGCGGGACGAGGACACAACUGCUUGUCUGCAAGAGGACGAAGACAAGACUCCAAAUCAGCAAAGGAAAUUCUUAUAUUUGCACUGUGAUGAAGAGUACUUUGAUGGCAAGGAGCAACUCCACGUCAAGUACCCGUUCAUCACUCGCUUGCAUGUGGGCGACGUGUUCAUCAAUCUGUAUGGAGUGGGAGCUGUUGAUAAGUUUUCACAUUUGAAGACUUUGGUUCUGCACAGCUGUGAUUUGGCCCACGUGGAAUAUUUGAUGAGCGUUUACGGACAGAACCUGCGCACGCUGCACAUGGUGUACGACGAGGAGAGUCCAUUGGAAGGACUGACGUUCGGACGCAUUUUGGAAUGCUGCCCGCGCCUGGAAGAACUAAAAUUGAGCAACGUCAUCAUUCCAAAUUCGGUCUCAGGUGCCUUCCCAGAACUGCGUAGUUUCAUCUGGGAAAAUAGUUCGGAGGUCGAUUACGUCAUGCCGCUGUUGAGCAUCUUGUCCUCGCCGAAACUUGAGGAAAUCAAACUGGAAGGACUGUACAGAGAGGAGGACUUGAGGGGCGCUGCCACCCUGAUUGAGCAGAAGAUGAUCCUAAGGCAUUUGCAGUCCUUGCAUUUGAACCUGGUUCACACCGUGGACCCAGAUUUCAAUUUUGCCCACUUCGGGGCCGCCUCACGCCUGGCUAAAACUGCCUCUGCGUUCCUUCCUUUUCUGGUUGACGUCCAUCUUUCCAUGAUGAAUGAUUGCAUCCUUCUCCGUUAUGACGAAGUGGUUGACCAGGUUGUGAGCGAGAACUUUCAGGACGAGGCUAUGGACAUGAUGACCAAGGAGUUUGAGAAAUUUGCAGGUGUUGCAUUCAAACCAUGAAUCUGGUUUAUUUAAAUAUUUAGUCUGUCAAUUUUGUGCUUUCGAAUGGAAUUUGACGAAAGUAACAUAGAUAGAUUUUAUUCAUAAAAAAUAAAA